Messenger RNA from Aspergillus japonicus CBS 114.51, 915 nucleotides. RefSeq lists its product as uncharacterized. Lineage: Eukaryota; Fungi; Ascomycota; Eurotiomycetes; Eurotiales; Aspergillaceae. The coding region runs from base 1 to 915 and encodes 304 amino acids. The transcript is spliced from 2 exons. The record is from RefSeq and is a predicted model, not a curated record.
AUGGCACCUUGGCCUCAGGCCUGGACCGCCAGUCAUGCUGCUGCUCCUUUGCGAUCCUUCCCUCUGAUCGCAUACCUCUCGCUAUUCACCCUCCUCGCCUCCACCGUCGCCCAUGCGCAAACUGUCGCUAUCCUACCUUCCGCUGCCUCUUCCUCCUUUCCCUCCUGCGGCCUAACCUGCUCCGUCCUCCUCCAAGCCCAAUCCGACUGCCUGCCGCCCGCCGCUCCGCAGACAGACUCGGCCACUUACGCCUCCUGCUUCUGCCAUUCACAUAAUCUCACCGAGCUUCACACCUCCUCGAACGCUGUCUGCGACGAUACCUGCACCAAUGCCUCCGAUCGCUCGUUAAUACAGACAUGGUACAACAACUAUUGCGCGGUCGGCGCCUCACUCGCCGACGCUGACACCACAAAUAAGGAGGAGGAAAAAUGGCAGGCCCAUUCCGCUCAAUCCGUCACCAAGAUCCGCGCGUAUAGGAGGACUGCUGCUUCCAACGCUUGGUGGUCAACACACUACAAAUGGGUGAUCAUGGUCAUCAUCCUGGUCGUCGGAUUCAGCAUCAUCAGCGUGGUGGGCGUAUGGGCGAAGCGCCGCCAUGAUCGGAAGUACCCGGGUCUGUAUCACGCCGCAGCCACCGGUGGCACAGACAGCGCUCUGCUGGCCGCCCGCCAGCAAGAGAUCGGUCCCGCGCCCGGGCCUGAUACACGCGCGCCGGGUCAAUUCAUGCCCGCUCAGUAUGACCCCGCCCAGAAUCCGGGAUCCAUCGCCAGCAGUUCACAUACCAACGUCGCUGCCGCUGCCGCUGCCGCUGCUGCCAAUGCCCCCGGGCCCCGACCAGCGCGCACGUCAUCCCGUCUGCAGAAGACGCAACCCGUAUCCGACAGUGACACCGAAAUUCGCGAAGUAGCUCGGUGA